UACCCGCAGAAGACAAGCAUGAGGCAAAAAAAGUCGCUCGAUAUUUGAGCAAAUACUUUGAAGUCGAAGGGGUCUUGUAUAAGAAGUCGAUGGUCGGGCGUCACCUGCGAUGUGUUUUCGAGGAUGAAGGAAUGCAAGUCUUGAGGGAGAUCCACGAAGGGUGUUGUGGAGCACACAUAGGGUAUCGAGCUCUAGCUGGAAAAGCUUUACGAGCAGGCUACUAUUGUCCUAAAAUUCGAACAAUGACGGAGCAGUUGGUACAGAAAUGCGAAAAGUGCCAAAGCCAUGGGCAAAUCACCCACAUCCCAGCUGAAUAUAUAACGACAAUCAAUACUCCAAUCCCUUUCGCUCAAUGGGGAAUCGACUUAGUAGGCCCACUGCCAAUGGGAACGGGGCAGAGAAAAUUUCUUGUAGUUGCAGUUGACUACUUUAGCAAGUGGGUCGAAGCAGAACCCUUGGCAAAGAUCACCGAAGAAAAGAUGAUACAGUUUCUGUUCAAUAAUGUUUGCUGUCGAUUUGGAAUCCCAAAAGUAUUGAUCUCAGACAACGGAACCCAAUUCCAAGGGAAGCAAAUUCAAACAUGGUGUCUCGACAUAGGGAUCAAACAGAGAUUUGCCUCGGUCGCACACCCCCAGACAAAUGGCCAAGCCGAGGUGACUAUAUUAGGUAUCAAAAAAAAUCCAUUCUGGCUUCAAAAGGAAGAAGAGAUUAGAGAAAGCGUCGGGCGCCUGGGUCGACGAGUUAACAACAGUCUUGUGGGCUUACAGGACGACUCCAAGGAGCUCGACGGGUCAAUCUCUAUUUCAUAUGGUCUAUGGAAUGGAUGCACUUUUGCCAAUUCAAGUCGGCUUGAACUCCCACGUGUCGACAUUUUACGAGGAAAAGAAAAUGAGGAGAUGAGCGAAGAAGCCCUUGACCUAAUCAAAGAAGGGCGAGAAGAAGCUUGGGUGCGAUUAUACUACCUUAAGAAAUACUGGCAGCUCAAGAGACCGUUCGACUUCAAUGUUGCCCGUAUCACUGCUAAGAAUUGGUUUAUGAGUCUCCAAGAACCUGGUUUCUUUCUUGAUGACAGU
This is a messenger RNA of Striga hermonthica, 1073 nucleotides long. The record is from the annotation of a GenBank genome assembly. Lineage: Eukaryota; Viridiplantae; Streptophyta; Magnoliopsida; Lamiales; Orobanchaceae.